UAGAAUAGUUAGCUUGAAUUCGAGAAAUAAGAAAACACAAAAAGUUCACCUGCUGCUGCAACUUGAAGAACACAAAGAACAUAGCCUGUCAGAAACAGUCGCCGAAAAAUAUCGUUAUUCAACAACAGAAAUCAUAUAUCGUACUUCCUUUGGUAGCAAAAGACCUUUAGCAACAGCAGUGGCUGAACAGUUUCGAUCGCUGAUUACCUUUAGCGACUAAAAAUCGUUAUUUUUCUUGAAACUAAAAGUGGAAAGUGGAAUAAGCAGCCAAACAUGAAUCACUGAAGAAGUUCGAUAAAACUAUUUGUGAAUCUGAAAUAAAAAGGGAUAAACUGUGUGGGACUCUUAAUAAGUAUGAGGACCAAAAUGCACCUAAGGCUAUUGCUCAUAAUGAACUUGAAUUCCAAAAUAGCGUUUCCAAUCUUACCCUUGAUAAUACAUAUAAUUAUUCACCUAAUUUAGAGGAUGAGGUUAGAUCUGAAAGCGCUGCAUGUUUAGAUAAGGUUUAACCAUCCUCGUAUUGUUAUGAUGAUGAGGAUAGUAUUGAUGAAGAAUUUUAAAUGUGUAGUCAUAAUGAUGAGGAAAUUGCUACCCUAACUGAGCUACUUGAGGAAAAUGUUGUUUCCAGUUCAAAUCCAAAUAAUAUUGAUAAUUAUUCACUUAUUCAAAAGGAUGAGGAUUUGACUAGGGAUACCAUUGUUUUAGACGGUGUAGUAUAUUAUUGUGAUUAUGAAGCUGAUGAUGGUUUAGAGGAAAGAUUUUAUUCUGAGACUAAUGUUUUAGAGUCUAGAGAUUCAGAAACAAUAGCUAUUGCUGAGGAUUAUAGAAAUGUACAACCUCAUGAUUACAACCUAGAAGAAAUAAAAGGCCAUUUUCCUAAAUCUAAAAAUUUAGAAAUUAAGGAAAUUGUGACUAGUUUAUCCAAGGAUAUGGACAAUUCUAAGUUUGGGGGUGAAUAUCAUUUUCCCCGUCGUUUACCUUUGACUCUUACAAAGGUCCCUAAUUUGGGACUUAACGUUUGUGCCUCUACCAUCUUAAGAGACUAUCUUCAUGCACGUUUUUCUGAACCUAAAUUUGUCCAAAAAGAAACUCAGUUGAUAGAAACCCAUCCUCUGGUUGAUGUGGUUAAGCCGGGCCAUGAUACCAUAAUUGACUUUGUUGUCCCACCAAAAUUUUAUUUUCCAAAUGUGGGAGUAUCUCAAUUUGAAAUGUGUCAUUAUAAAGUUUUUAGAACUAAAUCUAAUUAUUUUGGGAAAUUAAAAUUGUCGACACAUUUUCUUAAGAAUGACCACUACCAUUAUGGUCAAGGUCAACUGUGUAAGUCAAAUCCAAUUGACUUAGAGGAUCCCCUAUUAUUCAGGUUAUUGUUAUGUGCUUCUAAGUUCUUAUUUGAGUUUGUCCAGACUCUGCAACCUGAUCCUCCGGAUCCUAUCAAUGAGGAAACCUGACCCAUGAAAAUAUUUUAUCCAGACCCUUUCACUGAACCUGAACCCGAACCACAGCUAGAUGUAGUUGUCUUAAAAAGGAAACUAGAUAAGGGUGUGCUUUAUUUGUUCAUUUUAUUGGCAUUCCUUUUAUGUGUGGUAGCUUUAUUCGAUUUUGAUGACCCACAUAGGUUCCGACUAUUGCUAUAUGAUUUUAUGUGGUGACUAAUUCUAUCGAUGUCUGGCCGUAGUUACUAAAUUAGCGCUUUAUGGGAGUCAACCCAUACUUGGUGAUUUUAAGGUCCCUUUGGAGGACCCUGUAGUACAUUAGUUGUUUUUUUAUUUUUAUUUUUCUUUCUUUCUCCCCAUUGAAGGAUUGCUACGCUUCAUCCA
Papaver somniferum (opium poppy) is the source of this 1817-nucleotide messenger RNA. RefSeq lists its product as uncharacterized. The coding region runs from base 561 to 1448 and encodes 295 amino acids. The transcript is spliced from 3 exons. NCBI's taxonomy places the organism in Eukaryota, Viridiplantae, Streptophyta, Magnoliopsida, Ranunculales, Papaveraceae. The record is from RefSeq and is a predicted model, not a curated record.